CAGGAACACCAGUCGUAUGAUAGCACCCCGGCACGGCCAACCUUCAGAACCACCGACCACCAACCACCGCAACAGCAACAAAAACGACAGCAACAGAAUGCAAGCCCCGAUCCAGUCUUCCCGAGCUCAGAGCUUCGACGAAAUUUACGGACCUCCAGAAAAUUUCCUGGAAAUAGAGGUCAAAAAUCCGCAGACGCACGGGUUUGGGAGGAAGAUGUAUACGGAUUAUGAGGUCGUUUGUCGUACGAACAUUCCGGCAUUCAAGCUCAAAGCCUCUAGCGUCCGACGUAGGUACAGCGACUUUGAACACUUCCGCGACAUACUAGAGCGGGAGUCCUCGCGCGUCACCAUCCCCCCCUUGCCUGGGAAAGUCUUCACGAACAGGUUCUCCGACGACGUCAUUGAGCACCGCCGUGAAGGGUUGCAGAGGUUCCUGCAAAUUGUCGUUGGCCACCCACUGCUCCAGACUGGAAGCAAGGUUUUGGCGUCGUUUGUCCAAGACCCGAAUUGGGAUCGUACGAGUUGGUCGAUUUAAUGGGCACUAAAGUAUUGUGGGGCGUUUGUGCAUGCAUGGUUUUUGUGGGUGGGAAAUACUGACUGGGCGGGAUCAUUUUCCUGUUAAUUUUUUGAUUCUCUUUCGCCCUCUGCUCUUUAUCUUUUGCUCGAAAGGAGAUUGGAUUGAAUUGGAUUGGAUUGGAUUGGGCUGAAGGCUUUUUUUAACUGAAUGAAAGGGAACGGAUUUGGGCUGGGUUGUUGUUACCUCAUUGUUUUUUGUUUUUUUCAUAAUCAAUUAUUUGGUGUUUUGGCGAUUACCCAGCCGACAGCUUA
Molecule: messenger RNA, 828 nt
Organism: Tuber melanosporum (Perigord truffle)
Lineage: Eukaryota; Fungi; Ascomycota; Pezizomycetes; Pezizales; Tuberaceae
Exons: 5
Coding region: 98-535 (145 amino acids)
Biological process (GO): late endosome to Golgi transport; endocytic recycling
Cellular component (GO): early endosome membrane; retromer complex
Molecular function (GO): phosphatidylinositol-3-phosphate binding
Source: RefSeq, a predicted model, not a curated record